Drosophila ficusphila is the source of this 4201-nucleotide messenger RNA. It is a transcript of the gene garnet, whose product is annotated as AP-3 complex subunit delta. The transcript has 13 exons. The coding region runs from base 224 to 3361 and encodes 1045 amino acids. NCBI's taxonomy places the organism in Eukaryota, Metazoa, Arthropoda, Insecta, Diptera, Drosophilidae. Gene Ontology annotation, biological process: Golgi to vacuole transport; synaptic vesicle membrane organization; neurotransmitter receptor transport, postsynaptic endosome to lysosome. Gene Ontology annotation, cellular component: membrane coat; terminal bouton; endosome membrane. The record is from RefSeq and is a predicted model, not a curated record.
UUAUCGGCCACUGCCAUCUGGCCACACUACAUCGAUGUUUCCUUUUUGCAGCAACUUUUUGCAGAAAAAAAACGAAAACAAAUCGGAAAAAGACGGAAGUUAGUGCUCUUUGCUGCCGCCGGUGAUGUGCUGAAAUCGCCUCACCAAAAUAGUCUAAACCCGCAAGUGAAUAAGCAAGUGCAAUUUAAAGCAACGGCAAAAAUAACAACAAAAAGCAGCAAACAUGGCACUGAAGAAAGUGAAGGGUAACUUUUUCGAGCGUAUGUUUGAUAAAAACCUCACCGAUUUGGUGCGCGGCAUUAGGAACAACAAGGAUAAUGAGGCCAAAUACAUAUCGACGUGCAUCGAGGAAAUCAAACAGGAGCUGCGACAGGACAAUAUCAGUGUCAAGUGCAAUGCGGUGGCCAAGCUGACCUACAUACAAAUGCUGGGCUACGACAUCUCCUGGGCAGGCUUCAACAUCAUCGAGGUGAUGAGCUCAUCCAGAUUCACCUGCAAGCGAAUUGGCUACCUGGCGGCCAGUCAAUGUUUUCAUCCGGAUAGUGAGCUACUCAUGCUGACUACGAAUAUGAUACGCAAGGAUCUCAACUCACAGAACCAAUAUGAUGCCGGUGUGGCGCUGAGUGGUUUAAGCUGCUUUAUAUCUCCCGAUCUGUCCCGCGAUUUGGCCAAUGAUAUUAUGACACUGAUGAGCUCAACAAAACCGUAUCUGCGCAUGAAAGCCGUCCUUAUGAUGUAUAAAGUAUUUUUACGCUACCCCGAAGCUUUGAGACCUGCAUUUCCCAAACUCAAGGAGAAACUGGAAGAUCCAGAUCCAGGUGUUCAAUCAGCUGCCGUGAAUGUUAUUUGUGAAUUAGCGCGUAAGAAUCCAAAAAACUACCUUCCGCUGGCGCCGAUCUUCUUCAAGCUGAUGACCACAUCGACCAACAACUGGAUGCUGAUCAAGAUCAUCAAGCUGUUCGCGAGCCUCACGACAAUUGAACCGGCGCUGGGACGCAAAUUGACUCAGCCCCUAAUUGAAAUUAUUUCCAGCACCUCGGCGAUGAGUCUCCUGUACGAGUGCAUCAACACGGUGAUCGCGGUGCUCAUCAGCAUCAGCAGCGGCAUGCCCAACCACAGUGCCUCCAUCCAGCUCUGCGUGCAGAAGCUGCGCAUCCUCAUCGAGGACUCCGACCAGAAUCUGAAAUAUCUUGGACUGUUGGCCAUGUCGAAGAUCCUGAAGACGCAUCCGAAGAGCGUGCAGGCGCACAAGGACCUAAUCCUCGCCUGCCUGGACGACAAGGAUGAGUCGAUACGACUGCGUGCUUUGGAUUUGCUAUACGGCAUGGUUUCGAAAAAGAACCUAAUGGAGAUUGUGAAGCGUUUACUCGGCCACAUGGAACGGGCGGAGGGCUCGGCCUAUCGGGACGAACUGCUGUACAAGGUGAUCGAGAUUUGUGCGCAGAGUUCGUACCUCUAUGUGACCAACUUCGAGUGGUAUCUCACGGUGCUCGUGGAGCUGAUUCAGUUGGAGGCGGGCUCGCGACAUGGUCGUCUGAUUGCCGAGCAGCUGCUUGAUGUUGCGAUUCGAGUGCCUGUGGUUCGGCAAUUCGCUGUUAAUGAGAUGACCAACCUGCUGGACACGUUCACCGUCUCGGCGCAAAGUAACUCCAUGUACGAGGUGCUCUAUGCCGCCGCCUGGAUUGUCGGCGAAUUCGCUGGCGAACUGGAGGAUGCGGAGAAGACCCUAAAUAUCUUGCUGCGUCCAAGACAAUUGCCCGGUCACAUUCAGGGUGUCUAUGUGCAGAAUGUGAUAAAGUUAUUUGCUCGACUGGCCACCACGUGUUUGGAGCUGCAGGAUCUUCCCGGUUUAGUGAGACUCUGUGACCAUGUGCUGGAUAAGCUGCAACACUUUAAUGGUUCCAGCGACAUCGAAGUGCAGGAGAGAGCCAAUUCCGCUUGCAUGCUGAUCGAAAUGCUGCGCAACCAGCUUUCAACGACAGAGGACGCCAUCUCCAUGGAGACGACGAUGACGGAUGGCGGCAUUCCGCCGCUGGCCAUUGAGAUUGUCCAGGAGAUGACGCUGUUAUUUGCUGGCGAACUGAUUCCGGUGGCGCCCAAGGCGCAAAGGAAAGUGCCCCUGCCGGAUGGCCUCGAUCUGGAUGAGUGGAUCAAUCCACCGCCGCCGGAGGAUGCGGCGAGCAGUUCGUCCUCGGAGCACGACAAGGAUGAGCUCUUUGUCAGCGCCUCGCAAGGCGGAACGGGAGUGGACGGCGGUGGUUCGGGGAGCGGCGGAAAGCGACGACCGAGCUUGGAACUGACUCCCGAGCAAUUGGAACGCCAGCGGAUGGCCCGACUCAUCGAGCAGUCGAACAAUCCUCACUACCUCAAGUCCACGCCAACGGCGAGUGGUGGUGGCUCAGCGAAUGCGGAUCAGUAUGACAAUAUCGACGAUAUACCCAUCACGGAGCUCCCACUGGACAUGGAGGGCGUGGCCGAUCUUCGAGUGGGCAUCACCAAGCGAUCGGAUAAAUAUCUCCAGGAGCAGCAGGCGGCGUCUCAGGGCGGCAAGGAUGGCAAGAAAAAGCAUAAAAAGGGCAAGAAGAGCAAAAAGGCCAAGAACAAAGUGGCCUACAACAGUAGCUCCGAAUCGGAAGGUGAGCCGAAACCCUUGCACAUUGUGAACACCACGCUGGACAUGCCCGAAGGUGUCUCCUUGUCGGACAGUGAGGAUAAGGAUGGCAGAUACGACCCCAAUGAUCCGCAUCGUGCUCUGGAUAUAGAACUGGAUAUAACGGACUUCGAGGCGCCCGCGGUGAGGUCGUCGUCAAAGAAAUCGGCGGCGGCGGGCAAGGAGAAUCUCAAGGUGCCGUCAGAGUCGGCGGGCAGCAGUAGCACCUCGAAGAAGGACAGGAAAAAGGACAAAGACAAGGACAAGGAGCGAAAGGCGAAGCGGGAGAGCAAGCGGGAUCGCAAGGAGGCGAUAACUCCAGCCGCCCAGCCGGUGAUCGAUCUCAUCGAUGCCGAUACGCCCACGGUCAGUCCCAGCCACACAUCCGCCCCCAGCAACAGCAACAACGACAACAACAAUAGCAACAAUAGCAUCCUUCCAGAUGCCGCCAGGCAUCACAAAAAAAAGAAGAACAAGGAGAAGUCAAGGGAAGCGGCAUCGGAAGCCAUCAUCGAUGUGCAGCUGGCGGUGGGGGAUCAGGAGGAUCAGGUGGCGUCCAAGGCGCACAAGAAGAAGCAUAAAAAGGAGAGGUCGCAGCGCAAGGAGAAGAAGGCUUCCGAAUCUGCAUCUGCAUCAGCAUCAGCAACCGUUUUGGCCAGCGACUACGAACAGCCACUGGGAAUCUCAACGCCCAGCAAAGAGAUUUUUUAAUUGCUAAGCUCCAAGUUCCACUAUUCUAAUUAUUAUUAUUAUUCUUAUUAUUACGAUUGUCAGAACCUUGUUUAAUUUUUUUGUCGCGAUUCUGUCAACGCGUUUAUUCAACUGAAAAGAGAUGAAGCAAAUUCGAGCUUUCCAAUUUCGUUAAGUUGAAACAGUUGCCUCCUAACAUAAAAAAAAAACUAAACAAAUUAUCGCUGCGAUAUAAAAACAAAACCAACAUUGAACAAAUUGAAAAGCUAACAAAAAAGAAACAUAAUAAACCGUAUAUAUAUAUAAAUAAUUAUUAAUUUAUAGAAGUGUAAUUUUAACGUGUAAAAUGCCGCCAGUCUGCCAAUUGCGGCUUAAAAGAAGAAACAAGCGACAAACGGAAAACAGAUGGAUGGAAAAUAAGAUGAUCAACUAUAAAUCAUAGAUCGAUGCCACAAAUCGAUCCCUGUGUACUAUCUAUUUUUGAUGAAUUUGUAGCCUAGAGCAUGCGAUUCCACUAAAACACACCCACAAAACACAGACAAUUAUAUACCUAUAGUUAUAUGAUAUGGAAUUUUAUAGAGAAUCCCCACACAGAACAAAGCAAACUGCAUGGAUUGUAAAAACAAAAAACAAAUUAUAUAUAUAUAUAUAUAUAUAUAUACACGUACAUGUAAACCAUAUGAAUCAAACUUAAAGUACUGCUAUACCAUUAAUUACUAAACAACUGAGACAAAAACGGAACAGAAGCUAAGUGAAAUUAUACAUGCAUACAUGCUAUAUUAUAUACAAACACCCACACUCACACACAACCACAUACAAAUAUAUAAACGUUAAAUAAAAGAAAAGUACAAUACAGUUGAA